AUGCCUCUGCUGCAGGUUUUUAUCCUGUCUGUUCUUGAGGCCUGUGCCCUGGAAAGCUACAUUGUGGCCAUCCAUGAGCACAAUGUCAUCUUGUCACAGAACAGUGAAAUACCUGUUUUGCCUGAGGAUGCCUUCAUGCUAAUGGACAAAAAUAUGGAUAUUUUGGAAGCAGCCAUCAAAGCAGCAACAAAACAGAGUGCCCAUAUCAUUGUGACUCCUGAGGGUGGCAUUUAUGGCUGGCUCCUCACAAGGGAAACAAUAUACCCUUAUCUUGAGGAUAUCCCAGACCCACAGGUGGACUGGAUUCUAUUACAACCUUUUGUGACAGAGAAACAGUUUAAUUAUCCCAAGAAGCCAGAAUUUGUGACUUUCAAUAUAUCCUUCGAAUACUUUGGCAUUUUCACUUGUGCAGACAUACUCUGCCAUGACCCUGCUGUGGUCUUGACAAGCAGAUUUCAGGUCGACACCAUACUAUUCCCAACAGCUUGGGGUAAUACUCUCCCACUUCUGUCAGCUGUCCAGUUCCACUCAGCAUGGGCUGUGGGACUGGGUGUCAACUUUCUUUCAGCGAAUACACGCAGCUCCAGUUUGGAUAUGGCAGGGAGUGGUAUUUAUGCCCCUGAUAGUCCAAGAGCAUAUCAUUAUAAUACAGAAAUGGAAAAUGGUCACUACUUGGUGACAGAACUGAGUUCACACCCACAUCUGUCUCCCACUUAUCCUGCUGCUGUUAACUGGAAAUUGCAUGCCAGCAGCAUCGAACAGCUUCCAUCAAGUGACCAGCACUUCAGUGGAGUUUUUUACCAUGAUAUCUUCUCCUUCACUGAACUCACUGAACCUGAGGGAAAUCCUGCCGUUUGCCAGAAGGACCUCUGUUGCCAUUUGAGUUACAAGAUGGCAGAAAAACAAAAAGAUGACAUUUAUGUUUUAGGUGCUUUUGAUGGGCUACAUACCGUUGAAGAACAGUAUUAUUGGCAGAUAUGCGCACUGCUGAAGUGUAAAAGCACAGACCCGAAAAGCUGUGGGCAGCCCGUGGAGACUGCACAGACCAGGUUUGACAUGUUCUCCCUGAGUGGCACGUUUGGCACUAGCUAUGUCUUUCCAGAAGUCCUGUACAGCGGGGUUCAGCUGGCCCCUGGGGAAUUUGAGGUGCUAACUGAUGGACGUCGGAUAAGCCAGACUCGUACAUCUAGAGCAGUUUUGAGUGUAAGACUCUUUGGAAGGUGGUAUGAAAAGGACCCACCACACACAGAACAAGCUUCACCGUAA
Messenger RNA from Rhea pennata, 1266 nucleotides. RefSeq names its product pantetheinase-like. Gene Ontology annotation, biological process: pantothenate metabolic process. Bases 1 to 1266 code for a protein of 421 amino acids. The transcript is spliced from 6 exons. Gene Ontology annotation, molecular function: pantetheine hydrolase activity. NCBI's taxonomy places the organism in Eukaryota, Metazoa, Chordata, Aves, Rheiformes, Rheidae. The record is from RefSeq and is a predicted model, not a curated record.